This is a messenger RNA of Ornithodoros turicata, 1383 nucleotides long. RefSeq names its product ras-related protein Rab-37-like. The record is from RefSeq and is a predicted model, not a curated record. Lineage: Eukaryota; Metazoa; Arthropoda; Arachnida; Ixodida; Argasidae. Gene Ontology annotation, molecular function: GTP binding; GTPase activity. Gene Ontology annotation, biological process: regulation of exocytosis. The transcript is spliced from 10 exons. Bases 90 to 920 code for a protein of 276 amino acids.
ACAGUUAAAGAGCGACGUAUAAGGCCCCGAUCGAUGUAUUAGAGGCGCCCACUCUCUCACCCGCGCUGCGAUCGAAAAGUGCCACCAAGAUGGCGGACGGUGAUCAGCAUGGUGGAGCCGGACUCCGAGUGGUCUCCAAUGGUCACGAACGGGUGUCCCCUAAAAUAUCGUCUGAUAGGGAUUAUCUUUUAGAAGACCCGGAUGCGAACGAUAUCAUACACAAGACUAUCCUGGUGGGUGACAGCGGAGUAGGAAAGACGUCACUUCUUGUUCAGUUCGACCAAGGAAAGUUCCAGACGGGGUCGUUCUCUGCGACCGUCGGCAUAGGGUUUACGGUGAUGCUGGUGGGUGACUCCGGUGUGGGCAAGACGUGUCUUCUGAUCCGCUUCAAGGACGGGGCCUUCCUCAGCGGUACAUACAUCUCCACCGUCGGCAUGGAUUUUCGGAAUAAGGUAGUUACGGUGGACGACAGUAAAGUCAAAUUACAGAUUUGGGACACAGCCGGACAAGAAAGGUUUAGAAGUGUCACGCAUGCGUACUACAGAGACGCCCACGCCUUACUCCUACUUUACGACGUCUCAAAUAAAACGAGCUUCGACAACACCCGCGCAUGGCUGGGCGAGAUCAAUGAAUACGCUCAAGACGACGUGGUUAUCAUGUUGAUCGGGAACAAGGCGGAUAUUCAGCAGGACCGACAAGUACGCUACGAAGACGGAGAACGCCUUUCUAGGGAAUAUGGAGUAGCAUUCAUGGAGACCAGUGCCAAAACAGGGUCCAACGUCGAGCUGGCAUUCAUGGCCGUGGCUAGGGAACUGAAACAGCGUAUGACGAAGGGAGUCCACGACAGUUCCCGUUUCAACAUGAACGAGUACAUCCGGCGGGAGAGUCAAGUGAAGGCUGUCGGCUGCUGCAGUAGUUAGGGAUGGCGCGGUCUCAGGUUCAAGAUGCCUUUCUAACGUCACCAGGAGUGCCAGAGCCCCAAGCCGCAGCAGCGUCUCACGCCUCAUGUGCUCACCAACUAAUUCAUUCAUUCGUUGCUGGAAAAGAUGUGCACUAGAACUGGAGGAAGGCUUGUUGUCGUGGGAACAGUAUUGAUAUAUCUACGUGUAUCGACCGAGGUCAUCAGUACGUUUGACGCGGUGAACUCCAGCCUUGUCUUACGCACGGCUAUAUCGCUGACUUCGUUUGAUGGUGUUGCAUCGUCAGGGUUACGUCUCCACAAAGAGCCCACGCAGCUUGAAACAGGAACAGUUCCUUUUUUUUUAAUCUGUUAAAUGCGGUUGUGAAUUCCUUUCCGGCAGCCCAAGCGUGCAACAUGUACAAAUAUUUUAAUAGAUUUUAUAGGUGUUCGUGUUCAGACAAUAAAGUGAUGUACACUCAGUA